Molecule: messenger RNA, 1883 nt
Organism: Erythranthe guttata (spotted monkey flower)
Lineage: Eukaryota; Viridiplantae; Streptophyta; Magnoliopsida; Lamiales; Phrymaceae
Gene: IQD11
Product: IQ-domain 11
Molecular function (GO): protein binding
Source: RefSeq, a predicted model, not a curated record
CAGCAAUUUUCAACACAAAUCUGAGCAGCAGAGCAAACCCACAUUUGACAAAAGAGAAAGUUGGCAAGAAAGAAGAAAUAGGACCCAUUAAUGUAUAAAGAUUCUUAUGGUAUAACCCAUACAUAGUUUUACCUCCACAAACUAGACUGACUCUCACUUGUUUUCAUUCACUUUAUGGUGCAAAAGGCCCACGUGCCAAACACAUGAUAACUCAUCAUAGAAAAAGAUUGGCGUAAAACGAAAUUAUUGGUAAGAGAAGAAAGAUAUUAUAGAUAGCAACUACAUUCCGUCACACUGCCGAAAAAAGUUCCAUUCUUUUGCAACUCUUCAGUUUGACAUGCUUUUUCAUUAGUACUAGUUUUCCUAAUGUAGCUUUUUAUUAGUUUCGAAUAAUCUCGGCGAGCGAUGGCGAAGAAGAAGAAGACGUGGUUCAGUAUGAUAAAGAGGUUAUUCAUUUCAGAACCACAAUCAAGACUUGACAAGAAGGAUAAGCGAAAGAGAUGGGCGUUCCGUUUGCUUAAGAUAAAAGAACUUGCGCCAUUAUCCGCUCCGCCCCCUGCAAGAGAAAAGUUAACAUGGGAAAAAGCAGAAGAGAGUGAUACUGCUUCUUUACCUGCGAUAGUUACAAUAGAUACUCUCGAGAUUGGGCAGAUCUCUAGCAACUGUAUAUCUGCUGAAAGUAUUAGUCUUGCUGAUAUUCCAAAGCCCUCUCAGCAAAAGCAGCGCGUGUCACAAAAUUCGGCUGCCAUCAAAAUUCAAGCCGCUUUUCGAGGUUACCUAGCAAGGAAAGCAUUACGAGCACUGAAAGGGGUCGUAAAGCUUCAAGCUCUUAUUCGUGGUUGGGCUGUUCGACAGCAAGCUCUUAACACCCUCAAGUGUCUGCAGUCAAUAGUAAACAUCCAGUCCGAAGUUUACUCGAAGAGAAGAAUUGAGGACAGUUUGCAUUGUCAAGAAUACAAGUCACAAAAUCUUAGGGAGAAAGACAUAAAGGUAGAUUUAAACAGCCAGAAAAGGUGGGACGACAGUACAUUGACGAAGGAAGAGUUGAAGGCUCUCUUGCUAACAAAGAGAGACGCUUCUAUAAAGAGAGAGCGUGUCAAAGAGUACUACCUGAACCACCGGAGGUCAGCAGAAACAGAGCGUGACAAGGCAUACGGGAGACGAAGAUAUUGGUUGGAACAAUGGGUAGAUGCCCAGCUGGCAAAAAGCGAUACUCCACGAAAUUUGGACAGAAAUUUGUCAGCUAAUGACAGAAACAGAGAAAUCAGACAUUUGCCAAAACAGAACCAAACAGAAAUGUCGGAUUCCCCUGCGUAUGUACCAAGAAGAUCGCACCACCAUAGGAAGCAGCGUUCCAUAGGGGAAGACAAUUCAUUUUUAGGCUCUCCUUCUAUUCCUGCAUACAUGGCCUCCACUGAGUCAGCGAAAGCAAAAGCAAGGUCAUUGAGUUCGCCAAGAUUAAGACCGCUUAGUUUCGAUGUCUGUUCUGAGAUUACCUCACCUUAUAAGCACAAGCUUUCUCCUAUAUCAUCGAUUAACAGUGAGCUGACAAGCGCGAGUUGGGUUGGUAAUCAUUUCAAUUUCUCGCAGAGAUCACCGCAGUUGAGAGGUCUGAAUGGUCCUAUAAAAUCAACCAUGAGCACAAAGGAACUACGACUUCGGGGGAUUCAUUUCCAUAAUGGUACGGAUGAUGCAAAUUCAAUGGGGAAAUAAGCUGCUAGAAACAAUCCAGUUUCGGUUGUUGACUUUAGCUUUAUGUAAAUGUUUGGAAUUUCUAUAUCUUAUAAUUAACGAAUGAUGGAGCAUGAGAGUGCUAAGUCCUUAUUAUUUUAAGAAUUGUUUUAAGUAACAUUUGUGUUCAAGAUUCUUUUAAAAAACAUGCC